AUGGGGCAGCACGGGGAGCACAGGAGGCAUGGGGGCAGCAUGGGGAACACGGGAGGCACAGGAGACAUGGGCGGAACAGGAGGCACGGGAGGCUCGGGCACGGGCAGCACGGGGAACACGGGAGGCACGGGAGACACGGGCGGACAGCAAGGCACGGGCGGCACGGGAGGCUCGGGCGGAACGGGAGGCACAGGAACACAGGAGCACAGGGCAGCACGGGAAGCACAGGAGCACAGGGCAACACGGGAAGCACGGGAGCACAGGAGGCACGGGGGUAGCAUGGGAUACAUGGGAGCACGGGGCAGCACAGGACACACGGGAGGACGAGAGCAUGGGAGCACACGAGCACAGGAGGCACGGGGGCAGCACGGGAAGCAUGGGAAGCACGGGGCAGCACGGGAAGCAAGGGUAGACGAGAACACAGGAGCACGGGACAAGCAGCAAGCCCCAUACAACGUCAUGGGCGGAACGGGGGGCAUAGGCGGCAGCGAACUUAUGGGAGACACGGGCAGCAUUGGAGGCAUGGGUGUUGGGCGGCAGCAGGUGCUGCUGGCACUGGCGGUCGCUGCUGACAUCCGCCCACCACCCCCUUCCCACAAUCCCCCUCCCAUCAGUCGCCAACCCUGCCACCUCCACCCCCAUAAGUCGUCAUCCCCGUCACUCCCCCUCCGCCAGCCGUCCCCUAUGGACCAACUCCCCACCACCUACCCCUCCUGCUGGAAAUGGAGCAGGGAACGGGGUGGGGUGGCAUCUGACGGUCGGGAGGCGGUUUUUGACGGUGGGGGGGGUGGGGAGGGGUUUCCGACGGAGGGGGGCGCGGGGGGGGAGGGGGGGGGGGGGAGGGGGGGGAGGGGGGGGUGCGGGUUGCGGGGUGCAGUUACAGACGGGGCGGCGGAUGCCCUGGAACGCGGGCGGCGGCGGAUGCCCUGGAACGCGGGCGGCGGCGAGGCGAGAGCGGGGUGCGUGUGGGGCGCGGGUAGCUUACAGGCUACGGGCGGGGUGUGGGGACGGACGGUGGUGCGGGGUGCAGGUAACGGCAAGCUGGCGGAGGCGCUGGCGGAUGGCGCUGGUGCCGGCACUGGCGCUAGCAGUUGGCGUCAGUGCUAG
This is a messenger RNA of Closterium sp. Naga37s-1, 1107 nucleotides long. The record is from the annotation of a GenBank genome assembly. NCBI's taxonomy places the organism in Eukaryota, Viridiplantae, Streptophyta, Zygnematophyceae, Desmidiales, Closteriaceae.